Chenopodium quinoa (quinoa) is the source of this 1169-nucleotide messenger RNA. RefSeq names its product multiple organellar RNA editing factor 2, chloroplastic-like. The coding region runs from base 88 to 816 and encodes 242 amino acids. Gene Ontology annotation, biological process: cytidine to uridine editing; mitochondrial mRNA modification. NCBI's taxonomy places the organism in Eukaryota, Viridiplantae, Streptophyta, Magnoliopsida, Caryophyllales, Amaranthaceae. Gene Ontology annotation, cellular component: mitochondrion. The transcript is spliced from 4 exons. The record is from RefSeq and is a predicted model, not a curated record.
UAUGUUCUAUCCUUGAAAACUCCCAACCUAAAACCCUCACACUCAUUCUCAAUUCUCAGACCUCCAUUUUCUCUCUCCUCCACAACAAUGGCGUCCACCAUAACCCGCUCUCUCACCUCCCUCCGCCCCACCACAACCACCACACUCACCUCCUUCAAACGCCUCCUCAGUUCUCUCUCCUCCACCUCCAUCACCCACCCUCCGCCCAUCUCCGCCUUCCCUCGCCCAGCUCGUCCUUCCAUCUUCAUCUCCAACUCAGUCCGAGUCAUCUCUGCAACUCGGUUCAACUCCAUCCGAUGCCGGGUCAACCGCUCUGGACCCUACUCGCCCCUCAACAACUCCGGUGGAUCCAAUUUUAGCGACCGCCCUCCGACGGAGAUUGCGCCGCUGUUUCCUGGGUGUGAUUAUGAACAUUGGUUGAUUGUUAUGGAUAAGCCUGGUGGUGAAGGUGCUAAUAAACAGCAGAUGAUUGAUUGUUAUGUUCAAACCCUAGCUAAAGUUCUUGGAAGUGAAGAGGAAGCCAAGAAGAAAAUAUACAAUGUCUCAUGUGAGAGGUACUUUGGUUUCGGUUGUGAAGUUGAUGAAGAAACUGCUAACAAAAUGGAAGGUUUGCCUGAUGUCCUCUUUGUUCUUCCUGAUUCUUAUGUAGAUGCUGAAUACAAAGAUUAUGGAGCGGAGCUGUUCGUUAAUGGUGAAAUUGUCCAGAGAUCUCCAGAAAGGCAAAGGAGAGUGGAACCAGUGCCACAAAGAAAUCAAGACAGACCAAGAUAUAAUGAUAGGACUAGGUAUCAAAGGAGGAGGGAAAAUAUGAGGUAGACUGCAUGAAUAUGGACUGAAGAGGACCUGCGCUGGCUAAUAACCUGGUUGUUUGCAAGUAAUGUGUUCGGCAUGGUCAUGCUUGCUGUCUAUCAGUAUUUGUAGUGUCGCACUAGGCUCGCAAUAGUCUAUAUGUAACUUCAGUGUCACAAUAGGUUAAAAAAAGCGUUCUUUUUGUCUCUCCUUGUGGGACUUCUAGUUGUGGAAAUGAGAACUUUUAUAUACUGUUUAGUUGAUUUAAGUAUAUUCAGUAAGGACUCGUGUAUAAAAAUUUGUUUUGCAAGACUACUACUCCGUAAUUGGUAAAAUUAAGGAGACUUAUCUAUGACUAAGGGUCUGCUCUCUUCGGCUUA